AUGGAAUCACUGAAACUCUAUCGAGCCGAUGAUCGAUCCAUAUGGGACACUUGGACACCGGCCAAAAACCGAGCCGAUGAUGUUGAGGCCGAAUCCUAUUCUCAGGAGUGUGCUCUCAUCGUCCGCCGAGAACCUCAUCCAAGCAACACAAACCAAGCAGCUUUACAUUCCAUCACAAUUCAGAGUCCUUUGAUCAAGAAGAUCUUGGACGUCACAUUUGAGGGAUUUGAGGGUCUCAAUACCCAACUCAAACAGUUGACUUUCAAGGCACCUUUUCACCCUUUUUAUUAUCGGUGUCAUCGCUUCGAAAAGCUUCGUCGGGAUGAAAAGGAUGAGGAGACUAAAAGCCAUGUGGAUUUGCUUUAUGAUACUCUCAGCAAAGAGAUCUGUCCGCAUAUCGAGGUCAUGGAAGAUUAUACAAAGAACGGAGUGAUCAGUUUUGAGUAUUUGUGGAUACUAUUUGCUCCUGGGAUGGAACUAUACGCCAUGAUUGAUGGCCAUGAUCGCAUCAUUUUGUUGAGAGAUAGUAGAUAUGGAGCUAGUAUGAGCGGAGAAUACUUCUCCUUGGAGUGUAAGUAUAUUGAAUGUGAUGGCUCGACAUUUGGCUACGUGGACACCUCAAUUGAAAUCAACUCCUUUCAUGGCGUGAAGAAGCUUGUAGACUUAGAUGCGAUUCCCAGUCAUCUGCGCCCGGAUAUUAGUAAUCUCAUAGGAAGGUUAUAUAAGCGUGGUAAUAAACUUGAGUCACUCAAUGGCUUUCAUCAUAUGUCGUAUUCUGGAUUUUACACAGCUAGGUCCUCUAGACAGGUUCGAAAGCGAUAUGUAUGUAUCGAUUCUACUCCGAAUUUCACCAAAUUAGUCACCACAUCUUUGCAUAUAGGUGGAAAAGGGUCGUAUUGUUAUCGAUGCCAACAACCUCGGCAUUUACGCUAUGCCUGGACCAAAUCUUGAAGCGCUUGAGUGCAUCUCGCUGUCAAUAGACGAUGAUAAUAUGAUUUACAAGGCAACUUCCCGUGAGAAUGAAAUUUACCAAAAUGUCUUGAAAGAUUACGAGAAUAAAAAAACAGGUGAGAAUGAUUCGCAUUCUAUCAAGACAACGAUUGGCUUCGCAACUGACAAUCUCAACAGCCGGAAUUCUAAGUUCAAGAGAAUGUUUGCUUUGCACGCCCAUUGCUCGAGGCUAUUGUCUCACUGCGAAAACAUGGGGUAAGAGCUCAUCACUACGCAUGGAAUAAUUCAUAAACUAAAAAUGCUAUUUAUGUAGCCGAAUUUGAUGUCGAAAAUGUUCACCUUGUCCGUUGGAGUGAAAAUGCCUUUUCAAGACUCGUUCUACCACACGGGUACAAGGACAUCAUUCACGCUUUUGUUCAAGAGCAGCUCUCUCGCGACGACGAAUUUGACGAUAUAAUCACUGGGAAGGGUAUUGACAGAUUCUCGUUUGGAUGA
Molecule: messenger RNA, 1446 nt
Organism: Hymenoscyphus albidus
Lineage: Eukaryota; Fungi; Ascomycota; Leotiomycetes; Helotiales; Helotiaceae
Source: the annotation of a GenBank genome assembly